Messenger RNA from Meloidogyne enterolobii, 363 nucleotides. NCBI's taxonomy places the organism in Eukaryota, Metazoa, Nematoda, Chromadorea, Rhabditida, Meloidogynidae. The record is from the annotation of a GenBank genome assembly.
AUGGGAGCCUUUAUUUGUAACAACUGCAACGAAUCUUUAAAUAAAUUGCAACAAAUAAAAAAACAUUUGAUAAAAUGUAAAAAUUAUUUAUUUACUUGUAUUGAUUGUCAACAAAUAAUUAAAUAUAAAAAUGUUCGUUUACAUUUAAAUUGUGUUGGUGGAAGAGAAAAACAAGUUGGGAUUGUUAAUUAUAUUGCUAUGGCUAAUAAACAGGACAACAAGGUUUUUUUAAAUAUUAGGGUAAUCAUGGGGGAUUUGGAGGGAAUAGGAGAGAAGCCAAAAUUUUGUUUUUGUUUUUUCCCGAAAUUUCGUUUUUCCUUCAUUUCGUUUUAUUUUUCGGGUUUCGAUAACUUUGGUGACUAG